Lecanosticta acicola is the source of this 3087-nucleotide messenger RNA. The record is from the annotation of a GenBank genome assembly. Lineage: Eukaryota; Fungi; Ascomycota; Dothideomycetes; Mycosphaerellales; Mycosphaerellaceae.
AUGCUCUCGCGCGCUCUACUCCUGACGGUGGCUACGUCGAGCCUCGCCACCGCUGCCAUCUACAAUACUCGUUUCAACGGGACUACCUGGGACGACGACAACUGGAUCAUCAAGACCACCCGCCUCGACCAGGGUCAUUAUCAAUCCCGAUUCUCCCUCGCAAAUGGCUACCUCGGCAUCAACGUCGCAGCAGUAGGUCCUUUCUUCGACGUCGAUGUUCCCGUCGACGGCGACAACAUCCAAGGCUGGCCGCUCUUCGACCGGAGACAGAGCUUCGCCACCAUCGCCGGUCUCUUCGAUUCGCAACCCAAAGUAAACGGUUCCAACGCCAACUGGCUGUAUCAGUAUGGAGGGGAGAGCGUCAUCAGCGGCAUCCCGCACUGGUCUGGUCUGCACGUGAAGAUUGGCAACGAGAUCCUCGAUGCCAAAGUCCCCGCGGAACAGAUUUCGGAUUUCAGCUCGAGUCUGGAUAUUCGGAAUGCGGUGAUGUAUUGGAAUUAUACCUGGACUCCUAGCUCGGGGCCCGCGAUUCAGAUGGCGUAUUCGAUGUUUGUGCAUAAGUUGUUCGUCAAUCAGGCUGUGGUGAGGUUGGAGAUGACGGCAAAGGAGGCUGUGAGUGCGACGGUUGUGGAUUUGUUGGAGGGUGACUGCGCGGUGCGUUCUACUUUUGACGACAAGGGCUACGAUCAAGCAAAGCCGAUGAUCUGGACCACCGUGAGUCCGGACGGGCUUCGGGAUGUCACGGCGACGAUCUAUUCAACGUUGGUUGGAGACGAUUCUUGCGAUAUGAGCAGUAGGAUGAUGGUCAAUGCUACCGCGGUACUGGGAGGGAACAGCUCAACUAUCGCACAGGGAGUCAAGGUGGCUCUCUCCGCCGGCAAGACUUCCACUAUCACGAAGUUCAUCGGUGGUGCUUCGUCAGAUGCCUUCCAGGAUCCUCGAUCCACCGCUCUCAACGCAUCAAUGACCGCGUCCAAGGCUGGGUUUGACAAGCUUUACGCUUCUCACUCUACGGAGUGGAAGACCAUCAUGCCAGCGGACAGCGUGGACAGCUUCCGAGACGCCAAUGGUUCCCUCCCACUCAAUCCGGAUGUGCAAGAGUCACAGAUCACGGCGAUCACCAAUCCAUUUCAGAUGCUGCAGAAUACCAUCAGCGACAACGCAGUGCUUGCAGCCGGCAACAACAGCAGACUGCAAGUCAACAGUAUCAGCGUGUGCGGGCUCGGAUCUUCGUGUUAUGCAGGCUUGAUAUUCUGGGAUGCGGAAGUAUGGAUGCAGCCUGGUCUCGUCGUAUCCUUUCCUCAUGCUGCUAGGCAGAUCGCUCGAUACCGAGUCGACAGAUACCAUCAGGCCCGAGAGAAUAUCCUGACGGCGUAUCAGUCCAGCCAAAAUGAGACGGGCAAGUUCUCGCCUGAAGGUGCAAUCUUCCCCUGGACUAGUGGUCGGUUUGGUAACUGCACGGCAACUGGUCCCUGUUUCGAUUAUGAGUACCAUCUGAACGGCGACAUUGGCCUGGAGUUAUACAACUACUGGGCGGUCACUGGUGAUACCGACUUCUUCCGUGAGGAGCUAUUCCCUAUCUACGAGUCAAUUGCCCAGAUGUAUGCGGAUCUCGUCACAUACAACCAGACUACGGGACUAUACGAUCUAUACAACGCAACUGAUCCUGACGAAUACGCCAACUUUCAGAACAACACCGGGUUCACCUCGGUCCUGAUGUCAAGCCACCUGAACAGUACAAACGAUAUCCGAGGGCGAUUCGGCAUGGAAGCGAAUGCCACUUGGGCCAACAUUUCGUCCCUGAUUACCAUCCCUGUGAACCACGAUGCCAACAUCAUCCUGGAGUAUGCCACGCAGAAUGGGAGUAUCACUGUCAAGCAGGCUGACAUUGUACUGAUCGACGACUUCCUGCAAUACGAGAACCCCUACACCCUCAGUGACCUGGAUUACUACGCUGCCGCUCAGUCGCCUGACGGACCGGCCAUGACCUAUGGUGUCUUCAGUAUCGUGGCCAACAGGGAGAGUCCUUCCGGCUGUGCCAGCCACACGUAUGAUCUGUAUGGUUCGCAGCCGUACACGAGAGGGCCUUGGUUCCAAUUUAGCGAGCAGCUUAUCGAUGAUUUUUCAACCAACGGAGGCACGCAUCCCGCCUUCCCUUUCUUGACGGGCGUUGGAGGAGCGAAUCGUGUCGCUGUCUUUGGCUAUCUCGGCCUCAGACUCGACCUAGACACCUUGGACAUCGAUCCCUCACUACCUCCUCAGAUCCCUCAAUUGGAAUACAGAACCAUCUACUGGAACGGCUGGCCCAUCAAAGCACGAUCCAACCAAACGCACACCACCCUCCGACGCACAGGUUCCCCUCUCCCGGAAGCAAACAGCACUUUCACCGGCACUCCCAUCCCCGUCACCAUCUCCCUGAGCGGGACGAAAGUCUACAGCCUCCCACCAGACGGCACUACCCUCACGAUCCCCAACCGCCAAAGCGGCCUCAACAAGACCAUCCCAGGCAACAUCGCCCAGUGCCAAACGGACGUCUCCUCCCCGGACCCCUACGAACCAGGCCAGUUCCCCCUCAGCGCCAUCGACGGCGCCAGCAGCACCAAAUGGCAGCCCACGCACUCCAACCAAACCUCCUCCCUCACCGUCCGCCUCCCGCCCCCCUUUGUCCCCAUCACCGCUUUCCGCCUCGACUGGGCCCAAUCCCCGCCGCAAUCCUAUCGCAUCCUCUUCCACAACCUCAGCGACACCACCUCCGUCCCGCCCGUCGUCGUUACUCAAGAUGAUCACGUGCAAAUCUCCGAGCCCUAUCGCAUGCACGACGCUUUCGUCAUCCGGCCGUACGCGAGCAACACGACGAAUGUCACUCUGGAUCGGCCGGUUUGGAGCGCGCGGUUCGCGACGCUGGAGAUUUCGGGGAAUUUGGCUUUGAAGGGCUCGCCCGAGGAAGGGAGUGGGAAUGGGACCGGGGCUAGUGUGGCUGAGUGGGCUAUUCUUGCUGCUGAUGAUGGGGAGGGGGAUAAGAAGGGAGGGGAAGGAGAAGAGGUGGGUGUUCGCGUAGGGAGGAGGAACGGGGUUGAGUAUGAAUGA